Coccomyxa subellipsoidea C-169 is the source of this 1774-nucleotide messenger RNA. Its product is annotated as prim-pol domain-containing protein. The record is from RefSeq and is a predicted model, not a curated record. The transcript is spliced from 12 exons. Gene Ontology annotation, cellular component: alpha DNA polymerase:primase complex. Bases 70 to 1413 code for a protein of 447 amino acids. Lineage: Eukaryota; Viridiplantae; Chlorophyta; Trebouxiophyceae; Coccomyxaceae. Gene Ontology annotation, biological process: DNA replication, synthesis of primer.
CCUGCCCAAAAACAUCAGCAGGUCAAUCAAUUUUUGCCUAUCCUCAGUACGACUAUAGGAAGGCGCGCAAUGUCAGAGGAACAGGUGGCAAAGAGGCCCCGAACAGAUGAAAAAGGAUCUUCUGGGACACCCAUGGAACAAGACCAACAGGAAGUGCCUGGACCAGCAGGAGAGGGCCCCACAGACAGAAAGCCAGCCAGGAAAUCUGUCCAAGACCUUAUGAGGCCAUACUACGGUUUGAAGUUCCCUUACAACGAAUUCUGCCAGUGGCUGUCGUACGGCAAUGAUACCAAGCUGCCACAAGCGGACAGCAACUUCUUUCAGCGGCGGGAGUUCUGUUUCACACUGGAUGGGGACAUCUUUGUGCGAUACCAGUCCUUCAAGGUAGCUGCUGAGAUUCAUGCACUACCAAAACUGCCUGCAAAGAUUGACAUCGGCCCCGUCUACAACGUGGACCCCCAGCGCAGGAAGGCAUACACAGGUGGCGCCUCAGAGCGCGGCUUUCUGCCUGUGGAGCGAGAGUUGGUGUUUGAUAUCGAUCUGACAGACUACGAUGAUGUGCGCACCUGUGGCAAGGAGGGGCACAUCUGCGCCGCCUGCUGGCCCCUCAUGGCCGUGGCUGUCGAGAUCAUCGAUGCGUCCCUGCGGGAGGACUUUGGGUUCGAGCACAUCCUGUGGGUCUUCUCUGGCCGCCGAGGCAUUCACUGCUGGGUCUGUGACGAAAGGGCACGGAAGCUCACAGAUGAGCAGCGCAGUGCACUCGCAGCAUUCCUGUCGGUAUACAAGGGUACAGAGGGAGGCAUUGCUCGCCUAGCCCUCAGCACAGUCUCAAAUUCAAACCAUCCCUCUGUGGAACGCGCCUACCGCGUGCUUUCCGACGCCUGGACAGAGCACAUCCUGCCGCAGCAGCGGCUCCUGGCGGAUGAGGCUGGGUGGGAGGGUGUGCUGGCGUAUGUCAAGGAUGAUGACGUGGCGGAGCGGCUGCGUGGCAGGUGGGCGCGCGAGCAGGGGCGGCUGACGGCCGGUGACAUCAGCGUCGAGCGCUGGGCCGACCUGGAGUCCGAGAUCGACAAGAAGGAGAUCAUUUUCGCGUACGCCUACCCGCGCCUGGAUGUGGAGGUCUCCAAGAAGAUGAACCAUCUGCUCAAGGCGCCCUUCUGCGUGCACCCCAAGACCGGCAAGGUUUGCGUCCCCAUGGAUCCCAGCAACAUAUGGGCCUUCGACCCAGAGCAGGUGACCACUGUGCACGACCUACUGGAGACCGACAAGGACAGCCAGGAUGCAGCCACCGCGGAAGCUGCUAUGGAAGCGGCCGUAGGCACCUUCCGCCGCUGCUUCCUGAAUGGCCUCAGAGCCGCCUCCAAGGCCGGACUCGUCGCCAAAGCACGAGCUAGCGAAGGGCUGGCCUGGUAGAUCAAGCUCAUGCUCACCAUGCUGUGACGCAACGAAUUAUUCUCAUGAGGAUGCAGCGAAUCCCUGCGCGCAGCCAAGAUUGCAGAAGGCCUAUAAACGUUAUGUCUGUAAACGUUUGAGGCCUGUCGGAACGGUGGUGGUUGGGCAAUUCGGCUGAAAACGCAGCUGCGCAUGCUGCGCGAUGGGAAAGAUGAUCAUGAUGUGAAAUCAAAAGUGAGCAUUGCUGAAGCGGGUGAAUGUCAGUGAGGUGCUGGGACAGAUAUUUUGAGAUGUUUCGAAUUACAAAGCAGUAGAACAUUUCAUUUUCUGCUAGUUCCAGCCAGCAGGACAGAUGCAGGUUUUCCGCGCAUUGUGAAACAUA